Messenger RNA from Brassica napus (rape), 1559 nucleotides. Its product is annotated as cytochrome P450 71B8. The transcript is spliced from 2 exons. The record is from RefSeq and is a predicted model, not a curated record. NCBI's taxonomy places the organism in Eukaryota, Viridiplantae, Streptophyta, Magnoliopsida, Brassicales, Brassicaceae. Gene Ontology annotation, molecular function: heme binding; oxidoreductase activity, acting on paired donors, with incorporation or reduction of molecular oxygen; monooxygenase activity. Bases 41 to 1543 code for a protein of 500 amino acids.
AAUGCUCAAUCCCACAUAAUUAGUACUAGUAAGAAUAAUAAUGUCUAUCUACCUUUAUUUCCUCUUCAUCUCCCUUCUCGUUCUGAUCAUUUUUAAAAAGCUUUUACCCUCGAAAAGGAAGCUUCCCCCAGGACCUACAGGUCUUCCCAUCAUUGGAAACUUGCACCAGCUUGGAGGACUGCUUCACAGCACUCUUCACAAGCUAUCUUUAGAACAUGGACCAGUGAUGCUUCUUCGCUUUGGGGUCGUCCCUAUGGUCGUGUUCUCUUCAAAGGAAGCAGCUAAAGAAGCUCUCAAGACUCAUGACCUAGAGACAUGCAACCGACCUAAGUUGGUGGGCAACGGAUUGUUUACUCACAACUUCAAAGACAUUGGGUUCACUCAGUAUGGUGAGGAAUGGAGAGAGAUGAAAAAACUCGUGGGACUCGAGCUCUUUAGUCCGCAAAAGCAAAAGUCUUUCAGGUAUAUCAGAGAGGAAGAAGGUGACUUGCUAGUCAAGGAAAUAUCAAAAUCUGCCCAAACACAAACCCUAGUGGAUUUGAGAAAAGCCUUGUACUCUUUCGCCGCCGGUGUCAUACUUAGACUCGCCUUCGGACAGAACUUCCAUGAGUGUGAUUUCAUCGAUAUGGACAGAGUUGAAGUGCUGGUGCAAGAGGCAGAAACCAGUGUAUGCGCAUUGGCAUUCACUGACUUCUUCCCCACGGGUCUCGGCUGGCUUGUUGACCGUAUCUCGGGUCAGCAUUCAAGGAUGAACAAAGCCUUUUCCAGGCUCACCAGUUUCUUUCAACAUGUGAUAGAUGAGCAUAAGAAAGCUGGACAAACCCAAGAUCGUUCAGACUUAGUUAGUGCUAUGUUGGAUAUGAUCAAUAGACCCACUAAAUCAGGUUCUUUCAAGGUCACCUCUCAUCAUCUCAAAGCAAUGAUGACAGAUGUGGUUUUGGCUGGGAUAAACGCAGGAGUAACAACAAUGAUAUGGACCAUGACAGAGCUAACCAGACAUCCAAGAAUAAUGAACAAACUCCAAGAAGAGAUUAGAACAAAACUCGGAUCCAACAAAGAGAGAAUCACAGAAGAAGACCUAGAGAAAGUUGAGUACAUGAAGCUAGUGAUCAAAGAAUCAUUCAGAUUACACCCACCUGCUCCUCUCUUGCUCCCAAGACAAACAAUGUCCGAGAUAGAGGUUCAUGGCUACACCAUUCCCAAGAACAGCAUGAUCAAGAUCAACACUUACGCCAUAGGACGUGAUCCAAAAUGCUGGACUAAAGCUGAAGAAUUUAUUCCUGAGAGGUUUUCAGAUACAAGUAUCAACUUCAAAGGUCAGCAUUUCGAGCUCUUGCCGUUUGGAGCUGGACGUAGGAGCUGUCCUGGUAUGGCCUUGGGAAUGGCUAAUCUUGAGCUUGGCCUUCUUAACCUUCUUUACUUCUUUGAUUGGAGUUUGCCCAAUGGGAUGGCUAUUGAAGACAUUGACAUGGACGAAGCUGGAGAUUUAAACAUCGCCAAGAAAGUCCCUCUUGAGCUCGUACCAACUCUUCAUCACUGGUGAACAAAUGCAAUGCUAC